AUGGCUGGCGUCGUCGACCCAGAGUUUGCCAACAAGGCGACCACAACUCUCGAGAAACCUGAGAUGUCCCAAACUCCACCCCGCUUCGUCAUCAUCGGCGCCGGCUCCCGAGGCAACGCCUACGCCGACGCCAUUGAGAAGGUCAGCAAUGGAGUGGUGGCUGCAGUUUGCGAGCCCAUCAAAUUCAAGCGAGAGAGCCUUGGUCAGAAAUACAUAUGGGGCAGCGGCAGCCCCCAAGAAGGGCAAUCCUUUACCAGCUGGAACGAGUUUGUCGACUACGAAAAGGACCGCCGAAAGCGUGCUGCUGCGGGUGAAGAGGUCCCCGAGGGCGUCGACGGCGCCUUUGUCUGUGUCCUUGAUGAUAUGCACAGAGAAGUUGUUGUAGCUCUUGCCGAGCUAGAUUUGCACAUCAUGUGUGAGAAGCCGCUGGCGACCAACAUGGACGACUGUCUGGCAAUGUACAAGGCUGUCAAGCCCUUGAAAGGCUCUAAGAUUUUCUCCAUCGGGCACGUCUUAAGGUACAGCCCUCACAAUCUCAUGUUGCGAAAGUUACUUGUCGAUGAGCAAGUGAUUGGUGAGGUGAAUAGUGUUGUCCACACGGAACCUGUGGGAUGGUGGCACUUUGCUCAUUCUUUCGUCCGAGGAAACUGGAGGAAUGACAAGACCUCUGCGCCAUCUCUGCUGACCAAGAGUUGUCACGACAUCGAUCUCUUGCUCUGGCUUGUCUCAGCUCCGGCUAAAGCUGGCCAAGGAGAGGCACACCUCCCCGACUACAUCACUUCGACUGGCGGAGUGCAAUUCUUUAAAAAGAGCCGCAAGCCUGCCGCCGCCGGAAAUGCCACCAACUGUAUGAAAUGUCCCCUCGGAGACUCCGGUUGCAAGUUCUCCGCCAAAAACAUCUACCUGGGCGACAGAAUUGGGCUGGCGCGCGGAAACACCAAGUGGCCCGUUGACAUCGUCGUCCACGACAUUGAGGACUACAAGACGGACGAAGAGCGCCGCCAGGUCAUGGUCAAGACCCUCAGCGAAGAUUGGGACGAAUCGACUCCCAAGGAAGAGGUCAGCAAACGCCAAUGGUAUGGCCGCUGCGUCUACGAAACAGACAACAAUGUCUGUGACGAACAGUUCGUCACCAUCACUUGGCCCGAGUCCGUACGCCCUGCCAAGCGUGUCACCUUCCAUAUGUCCGCACAGACCAAGCGACAGUGCGAACGUGUAAGCACAUUCUACGGCGAGCAUGGCGAGAUACACGCCGACUCGAGGAAGAUUGUGGUGGAGAACUUUGCCACAGGAGAGACUAAGACUUACGAGCCUACUGUUACUGAUCUUGGACACGGCGGCGGUGAUACGGGUCUUGCGCAACAGUUUGUGCUGGCAUGCGAUAAGGUCAAGAACCAUGGAUGGGAUGGGGAGAGGGCUCAGAAUGAGGUUGUGGGAUGUACACUUGAUGAUGUCAUUCGUAGCCAUGCGCUGGUGUUUGCAGCUGAAGACGCCAGAGUCAACAAGAAGAUUGUCGAUUGGGGCCAGUGGUGGGAUGACAAUGUUACCAAAGCUAUUAGUACUUGA
This is a messenger RNA of Metarhizium brunneum ARSEF 3297, 1566 nucleotides long. RefSeq lists its product as uncharacterized. The record is from RefSeq and is a predicted model, not a curated record. NCBI's taxonomy places the organism in Eukaryota, Fungi, Ascomycota, Sordariomycetes, Hypocreales, Clavicipitaceae. Gene Ontology annotation, molecular function: nucleotide binding.